AGGACAUUGGUUCCUAAGAAUUGCUUACUGACUUAUAGAAAGUCAAUUGGUUAAUAUAUAAAGUCCAGUACACAGGGCAAAAGCUGAAGAUACAAACAUGAUGAGGUUUGUGGUCCUGGCUAUUCUGGCUGUUGGAGCUUAUGGGUGUGGGCUACCCACAUAUCCUCCAGUUGUGAAGAGGGUAGUAGGAGGUGAGGAUGUGCGUCCACACAGCUGGCCCUGGCAGGUCUCCCUUCAGUACAGCAGCAAUGGUAACUGGCACCACAUUUGCGGAGGAACCCUCAUUUCCAAUGAAUGGGUAAUUACUGCUGCUUACUGUAUCAGCAGUAGCAGAACUUACAGAGUGUACCUGGGUAAACAUAACCUGAAAAAGGAGGAGGAUGGGUCGCUCGCCAUCGCCCCUGCUAAGAUCAUUGACUAUGAAAACAGGAAUUCCAUCUUUUUACGCAAUGACAUCGCCCUGAUCAAACUGGAAACUCCCAUCACUCCAAGUGACACCAUCAUGCCUGCAUGUAUUCCUGCUGAUGGGGUUAUUUUAGCCCACAAUGAGCCCUGUUAUGUUACUGGCUGGGGAAGCCUUUACACCAAUGGUCCCAUUGCUGAUAACCUGCAGCAAGCUCUUCUGCCUGUUAUGGAUUAUGAAACUUGCUCAAAGUCUGAUUGGUGGGGCUCUCAGGUUACCCGAAACAUGAUCUGCGCUGGUGGAGAUGGUAUUGUCUCUGGAUGUAAUGAUGACUAUGGUGGACCUCUGAACUGUAAGGGUGAUGAUGGAGCCUGGGAAGUUCAUGGGAUUGUGAGCUUUGGUUCUGGAAUUUACUGCAACUACGCCAAGAAGCCCACAGUCUUCAUUCGCGUGAGCGCCUACAUUGACUGGAUCAGCAAGAACAUGGCCACCUAUUAAAGAGCACUCAGAAAGAUUUUGUAUAAGUUUCAGAACAAUAAAAAUAAAAAAAACAUAUAAGAGUUGUGUAAACUUAAUUGCACUUAUACUUUACUAUAUGCUAUUUAAUAUUAACUUGCCAAUAGUACAAAUACAAUCACCUGAGGAGAAAAAAAUGAAUAUCCAAUACAUUAUCCUUAUUUCUUAAUCUCAUUUUGCUGGUACUUAAAAAUCAACUAGAUAUGAGAUAUCUGAAGUGAUUUUCUUAGGACUGAUGUUUAUUGAAUUUCAGAAUUUAUCGAUUUAAAUUCAAGGUCCAAAAACACAAACAGGACAUAUCGACCUCAGUGUAUAUGGUUUCAGUUUAAACUGUUAUUAAACAUGCUGAUUCACGUUUACAUACGAUACGAUAGCUUAAACAAGUGAAGAAAUAUGAAUAAAUGUAAUAUACACUUGAAUUCAAAUACAUUACCAAAAGUGCCCAUGUGCAGGUUUGUUGUCAUGCAGAGGGAACACACAAUUACGGGGAAUUUAGCCAGUGUGAAUAACUAUAUUUCAGUAGUACAUUUAUAUGAAUUCUAAUUGCAUCAUUAAUAGCAGGCACAACAAACUACACAGACAUGCUUUAAACUGCCAUAAACAGUGCAUUAAAUACUUAUUUGAGCAUUCUUAACAUUUAUUUUAGCUACCAUGAAAUAAAUGAUAAAUGUCAAAGUGUCAAUUGAAUCUGAUAAAACAGAUCUUUGCCAUUUUGGUCUGCUGGUUGGAUGAUUCACUGUGCUGCCACUGUGAUGUAUCUUGGCUCCAUGUUUCCAAAGUAAGACUUCUCCCACUCACUCAUGAGGUCAAAGUGGAGAGGACGUUCACAGAAAGUGCAAGAAGCCAUUGCUGGUCCGUUUAGCGGUAGACCCGCCUCUUGCCAGACGUCCAAGAGUUUCUC
Messenger RNA from Paramisgurnus dabryanus, 1820 nucleotides. RefSeq names its product chymotrypsin-like elastase family member 2A. Gene Ontology annotation, biological process: proteolysis. NCBI's taxonomy places the organism in Eukaryota, Metazoa, Chordata, Actinopteri, Cypriniformes, Cobitidae. The record is from RefSeq and is a predicted model, not a curated record. Gene Ontology annotation, molecular function: serine-type endopeptidase activity.